AUGAGCUCAGAGUCGCCGCUGGUGCUACAACUCCUCUCUCUUCUUCCUCUUCUGUUUCUCUGCUUGAAGCCACCUCUAACUGUGCACGCUGCAGACACAGCUGAUCCCUUUCAGAAUGUCUUGUUCCUCAAAAGGAACUCCUUCAUGGAGUGUCAUUGCUAUGGAAACCGCACUUCGAACGACGUAGUAUUCGAUGAAAAUGUAAGGAACCUGAUCUUCCAUUCUUUUACGGCGCAAUCGGCUACAUCAGCAGGAUUCCUCAACGCCAGUUAUGGGAAUGGCUCUUCCCGUGCUUAUGCUCUCUUUCUCUGCCGAGCCGACGUCCCUCCUGAUCUCUGCGGGAACUGCAUCGCUGCUGCUGGAAAGAAGGUGAUGGAGGCCUGCCCAAGGGAGAGAGAAGCCACGGUAUGGUUCAGCCACUGCCUCCUCCGCUACAACGACACUGAUUUCUUCGGCGUUCUAAAUUUAGACAAUGGAGUUGCGUCCUAUAACGAUGACCCCGAACAAGAAACGUCGACUGCGGACGUGGAGGCACUGGUUGGCUCCGCGGUGAAGAAGGCUAAGGGAAGCUCCAACUUAUUUGCUUUCGAUCAGCAGCAGGUGGAAGACGGCAGUUACAGGUAUGUGUCGGCGCAGUGCACCAGAGACCUUAACCGGUCUCAGUGCAACGCCUGUCUGAACAAUGCACUGUCUUGGCGUGAAAGCAUGAGGAAUAGAACGAGGAGGUGGUGGGCAACUAUCUAUAGCUGCCAAAUCUUUUACGCAGACUACGAUUUCUCUCUAACCAAUGGUUCAGAGGCCGUGUUACCCACAUCACCACCGCCGACUGGCCCAUCACCGCAGCUGCAGGCGUUUCAAGGAGGUAACAGCAAGAAGAGAAUGGCAGUCAUAAUUGCAGCUGCCUGCUUUACCAUAGGCACGGUUACUCUUGUGGCAGGAAUUCUUGUGUUGCUUAUAAGGCCAAAGAGGAAUCAUAAGUAUUUUGCUGCAAAAAAAUUAAGAUCUGACCUUGGGAUAGCUUCAAUGGACUUCUGUAACCUUAGCGAUGACGGUAGAAACUCCGACUUGCCUCAGCUCAGCCUGAAGAGCAUACAAGAAGCUACACAUAACUUCUCAAAGGAGGAUCAGUUCGGGCAGGGAGGAUUUGGUCCUGUAUAUAAGGGGGAACUCAAUGGGAGGCCAGUGGCAGUAAAAAGACUUUCUCAGAAUUCCCUUCAGGGCCUGAAAGAGUUCAUGAACGAAGUUAUAUUGAUUCCUAAGCUUCAACAUAAAAACUUGGUUAGACUGCUUGGUUGUUGCCUUGAAAGGGGAGAAAAGUUGCUCGUAUAUGAGUUCAUGCCUAAUGGAAGCUUAGAUGCAUUUCUUAAAGGUAAGAAGCGGAAAUCACUAGAUUGGAAAAGGCGGUUCAAUAUUAUCAUGGGUGCUGCAAGGGGGAUCCUCUAUCUUCAUCAGGAUUCUCGACUCAAUGUCAUCCACAGAGAUCUCAAAGCCGGCAAUGUCUUGUUGGACGAGGAGAUGAAGGCAAAGAUUUCUGAUUUUGGGAUGGCCAGAAUUUUCAAAGGAGAUAAUGAGCCACAGAGCACUAACAUCAUCGUAGGAACACAUGGGUACAUGUCUCCAGAAUAUGCAAUGGAUGGACUGUUCUCUAUCAAAUCAGAUGUAUACAGCGUCGGGGUUCUCCUCUUAGAGAUCGUUAGUGGUCAAACAAGUACUACAUUUUAUGCUCCUGAAGGUUAUGGCCUGAUUCCAUAUACCUGGAUUCUUUGGUGUAAAGGAACAGUGAUAGACCUAAUAGAUCCAUUGGUGCUUGGGGAAUCAACAUCAACAUAUCAAACAUUAAGAUGCGUACACAUUGCCUUGCUCUGCGUUCAGGAGGAUGCUGCGCAGAGACCGACCAUGUCAACCAUUGUCCACAUGCUUGAAAGUGAUUCUAUACACCUUCCACCUCCUUCACGACCUCCAUUGACUUUCGGCAGAGUCGUCACCAGUUUGUUCAAUUCACUGGAUGAUGUAAACAGUACUGCUUCUGUAUCCAGCAUCACAAUUUCAGAAGUUUUAGCAAGGUAG
Molecule: messenger RNA, 2067 nt
Organism: Nymphaea colorata (pocket water lily)
Lineage: Eukaryota; Viridiplantae; Streptophyta; Magnoliopsida; Nymphaeales; Nymphaeaceae
Product: cysteine-rich receptor-like protein kinase 15
Exons: 7
Coding region: 1-2067 (688 amino acids)
Biological process (GO): protein phosphorylation
Molecular function (GO): ATP binding; protein kinase activity
Source: RefSeq, a predicted model, not a curated record